ACCGGAAACGAGCACCUGCGAGAUUUCACGUGAUUUUGUUGUCAACAACAUUAGUAAGAUUUUAGUGGAAGCAUUUUUAUUUUUGCAAUUAGCCACACAAAGAUGGACGAUUUUCAAGCUGCAGAAGAGACCGCAUUUGUUGUGGAUGAAGUCACUAAUAUAAUCAAAGAGGCUAUUGAAGGUGCCAUUGGUGGAAAUGCAUACCAACAUAAUAAAGUUAACCAGUGGACUUCCAAUGUUGUUGAACAAUGUUUAAACCAGCUGACAAAACUUGGCAAGCCAUUCAAAUAUAUUGUGACCUGCGUGAUCAUGCAGAAGAAUGGUGCAGGUUUACAUACAGCUAGCUCGUGUUUCUGGGACAAUCAAACAGAUGGGAGCUGCACUGUGAGAUGGGAGAACAAAACCAUGUACUGUAUCGUCUCUGUGUUCGGGCUUGCCAUCUGAUCUGUCCUGUGAAGAGGUUCCCUUCCUGUUCCCAUGAUGAAAACAGCACAACCCUUCAACUGCAAUAUACACCCCUCCUGCGUUAAACAUUACUGAAAAAAUAUCGCGUACUUCCCUGUAAGUUGUGAAGUUGUUAUCUCUGAAUAUUUGGAAAAAAGGAGGAAAAAAAGAAAUCUGUUAACUUACUGACGUUUGUUUUAAAUUUAUUGGGAGUAUUAAUAUAUGUGUCUAUUUGUUUAUGGUAUUUAUUUCGACUAAAUUGUUUUAAAUGUGUUUGAUAUGUAUGUCUAUUUUGCAUUUGAUUAGUUUAUUGAUAAGUGUUGUUAUAAGUGCAAGCGGUCAGAUAUAACAGUCUUUGUGACAAGAAUGUGUUCUUCACAUUUUCAUUAAAAUUACGUAUUGAUUAGGUCAUAAUAAUAGAUUCGAAACGAUUAAUAUUUCUUUUAGAACUGAGCAUUUCAUUGGAAAGUUGUCUUAAUUAAUUGUUUUGUGCAUUCAGCAGAAUUUGUACAAUGUAUGUAUGAUUUUAAUAAAACAUAUUUCUGUUCA
Messenger RNA from Dreissena polymorpha, 993 nucleotides. Its product is annotated as dynein light chain Tctex-type 1. Bases 103 to 444 code for a protein of 113 amino acids. Gene Ontology annotation, cellular component: cytoplasmic dynein complex; cytoplasm. Gene Ontology annotation, molecular function: dynein intermediate chain binding. The transcript has 5 exons. The record is from RefSeq and is a predicted model, not a curated record. NCBI's taxonomy places the organism in Eukaryota, Metazoa, Mollusca, Bivalvia, Myida, Dreissenidae. Gene Ontology annotation, biological process: microtubule-based movement.